Messenger RNA from Chinchilla lanigera (long-tailed chinchilla), 3757 nucleotides. It is a transcript of the gene Fan1, whose product is annotated as FANCD2/FANCI-associated nuclease 1. Gene Ontology annotation, cellular component: nucleus. NCBI's taxonomy places the organism in Eukaryota, Metazoa, Chordata, Mammalia, Rodentia, Chinchillidae. The record is from RefSeq and is a predicted model, not a curated record. Gene Ontology annotation, biological process: interstrand cross-link repair. Gene Ontology annotation, molecular function: flap-structured DNA binding; 5'-3' exonuclease activity; 5'-flap endonuclease activity.
CCCCGCGGCGCUGCAGCCGCGCGUGUCCGCGAGGCGCGGCCUGGAGGCGGCCGUCACGGGCGGGGGCGCGCAGAUGGGCGUCGUCCGGCUGGAAAAAGCCGCCAAGCGGGAGUUAUGCAAAAGGCUCUGGUCAGCGUUUAGUCUCCUUAAAACGCGGCACUUUUCUAUCUAAAAAGGCUUCCGUGACCCUUACAGGCCCGGCGAGCCCAUUUUUAGGGAAGGGACACGGAAAGAUUGCGCGGACGUGGCUUCCAGGGGGCUCUGCGGCGAGCCCAGCGUUGUCGGGGACGUGGCCCGUUCCGCGUUGGACACCCCUAGAUGUUUUACCUUGCAGGAAGGAGAGACUGCGCAGAGGAUUAACAUGAGAUCACGUAGACUCUUCCUUUUCAUUCGUUCAAGCCAAAAGAGCAAGCCACCUUUCACUUUAGCCUGUGUGGCGUUACUGCUUGGAUUACACUUUCUACCCUAGUGCUGCGCUCACGAUGCCAGAAGGGAAGUCUCCCGACAGAAAAAGACCGCGCAGAAACUUGUCAGCCAGCAAAACUAAAAGCAGUGCGUCUAUUGUUGCAUACUUUAACAAUGCACCGCCUGCUAAACUUGCCUGCCCCAUUUGUGGUAAAAUGGUGCCCAGAUACGACCUAAGCCAGCAUCUUGAUGAGAUGUGUGCUGUCACUGAUGUCACUCAGGUUGGCCCGGCGCGGCUUGGCUUAAUGAAUUCAGACGCGUCCACAGCAGAGGUGGCCAGUGUUGCCUUAGAAGGUGUAACGCCAGAGACGUCAUCGCCGCCAAAGAAAAGUUUAACGGCUGGACAGAGUGGUUUGGUGGAGGGGGGUGUGAAACGGACCAGUCCCUACUUUAAAAGUAAUAAUGCCGUCGUGUGCAAAAAUCAGGAAGAGUUGAGAAAUCAUAAUGUGAAAAUGAUUUCUUUGGGAAGCCUGUCAUCUAAACUGUCCAGAAGGUACAUGAAGGCUAAAAGAUCCCUAGGUACGAGUGAGGAAUUUGCUAGUCAUUGUCCGCAGCGUUCCGUAUCCACAGCUGUCAGGAGCCUGGCGGAUGACAGUUCAGAAGUGGAGGAUAAGGAUGAAAAUUUAAAUAGUUCUCAAAAGGAAAACAUUUUUACAUGUGACUUGGUAAAGGAAGAGAAUACUCCUGAAUGUAUGGUAAAUAGUAGUAAAAUAACAGAAGCUGACAGCCAAAAGGCUAUCCAGGAGUGUAGGAAGGUAUCCUGCAGCCCUGGCUUGUCAGGUAAGGCUCUUACAGGAUUUUCACCAGAUUUAAGGCUUGGAGAGAAUUUCAAGUCCACUUCAGAAGAUGGGCUUGUAAAGCCAGAGAGUAUCAAAGAAGUAGAUGAUCGAGGUGAAAAACGUGAGGUGUGCAGUUAUGAAGAAGUAGAAGUCACCGUUGCUUCAGAAGUUAAAACUCUGUUGUCGGGUUCAGAGGCAAAAUCUCCUAGUUCUGUAAAUGAUGGUUCUAAAUGGAGGGAUGUGCAAGAACUUCUGGAGGAUGACAGAGACCUAAAGAAUGAAGUGGUCUGCGACGUUCCUGUGGAACCGGGGCCCAGCUGUGAUGUUCCUGGUAACACAGCUGGAACACCAGGUCAUCCUUAUUACCUACGCAAUUUCCUCCUGGUCCUGAAAGCCGUACUGGAGAACGAAGAUGACAGGCUGCUCUUUGAUGACGAGGAUAAGGAAGUUAUAGACAAAUUCUAUCAAUUAUCAGCUAGUGGUCAGAAGUUAUAUGUGAGGCUCUUUCAACGCAAGUUAACCUGGAUUAAAAUGAACAAAUUAGAAUAUGAAGAGAUCGCGCCAGACUUAACACCUGUGAUUGAAGAAUUGCACCUUGCGGGCUUUCUGCAGACAGAAUCUGAGUUACAAGAGCUCUCUGAAGUCCUUGAACUCCUUUCUGCUCCUGAACUGAAAACCCUGGCCAAGACCUUCCAUUUGGUGAAUCCCAGUGGACCAAAACAGCAGCUGGUAGAUGCCUUUCUGAGGUUGGCCAAGCAGCGUUCAGUCUGCACUUGGGGCAAGAAUCAGCCUGGAAUUGGAGCUGUGAUCUUAAAAAGAGCUAAAGGCCUGGCUGGACAGUCACUGCGAGUCUGUAAAGGUCCCAGGGCUGUGUUUUCUCGGAUCUUACUCCUGUUUUCAUUGACUGACUCUGUGGAAGAUGAAGAAGGUGCUUGUGGUGGUCAAGGUCAGCUUUCUACGGUGCUUCUGGUCACUCUUGGCCGAAUGGGGUUUCCUAGUUAUACCAUCAAUCGGAAAACCCAAAUCUUCCAAGACAGAGAGGAUCUUAUCAGAUAUGCAGCAGCUGCGCACAUGCUGAAUGACAUUUCCACCGCCAUGGCCAGUGGGAACUGGCAAGAAGCUAAGGAGCUCUCUGACAGCGCGAGAAGGGAGUGGGACAAGCUGAAAGGCCACCCUUCCCUGAGGUACCACGAGGCUUUACCACUCUUCCUGCGGUGUUUUACCGUUGGCUGGAUUUACACACGGAUUUUGUCGCGGACUGUUGAGAUACUGCAGAGGCUUCACAUGUAUGAGGAAGCCGUCAAGGAACUCGAAAACCUUUUGUCUCAGGAAGUUUAUUGCCCUGACAGCAGAGGCCGAUGGUGGGAUCGACUGGCUCUUAACCUGCACCAGCACCUGAAGCGCCUGGAACCGGCUGUCAGAUGCAUCAUCGCAGGGCUGGCAGAUCCAGAAGUAAGGACGGGGCACCGCCUUUCACUCUAUCAGAGAGCCGUGCGCCUGCGGGAGUCCCCGAGCUGUAAAAAGUACAAGCGUCUCUUCCAGCAGCUGCCAGAGAUGGCUGUGGAAGAUGUUAAACACGUGACCAUCACGGGCAGGCUGUGCCCACAGCACGGGAUGGGCAAGUCCAUGUUUGUCGUGGAGGCUGGGGACACGGCUGCCCCCGCCACAGUCCUGUGCUCUGUGGAGGAGCUGGCGCUGGACCACUACAGACGCAGUGGCUUUGAGCAGGGUAUCCACGGGGAAGGGUCUACCUUCAGCACGUUGUGCGGCCUCCUCCUGUGGGAUGUGAUCUUCAUGGACGGGGUCCCAGAUGUCUUCAGGAACGCCUACCAGGCGUCCCCGCUGGACUUGUGCACGGACAGCUUCUUCACUAGCAGGAGGCCGGUGCUUGAGGCCAGGUUGCAGCUGAUUCACAGUGCCUCUGCAGAGAGCCUGCAGGCCUGGGUGGCCACCACGUGGCAGGUCCAGGAGGGCCGGGUGUCUUCCCUCAUCAGCUGGGAUCUCUUCGCCUCUCUUCAGCAAGCUCAGGAUCUUGUUUCCUGCUUGGGGGGUCCCAUCCUCAGUGGUGUGUGCAGGCGCCUGGUUGCUGACUUCCGACACUGCCGAGCGGGCCUCCCUGACCUGGUGGUGUGGAACUCUCAGAGCCGUCAUGUCAAGCUGGUGGAAGUGAAAGGCCCCAGUGAUCGUCUCUCACAUAAGCAAAUGAUCUGGUUGGAUGAACUGCAGAAGCUGGGGGCUGAAGUAGAAGUCUGCCAUGUGGUUGCAGUUGGAGCCAAGAGCAAAGGCCUGAGCUAAAAGCUGUGGAAUUUUCAGUAUGUGGUCAUAUGCUGAUAAAUGAUUUUUAAAAGUAUACAGCAGUAUUAGAUUGUAUUUUUGAUUUUGUUAUUGUCAGUAAUAGACCUGAUAGGGUGAAGAUUCAUCACUGCACAGUGUAUAUGUAUUACAAAACUUGGUAGCUGCUUGAAUGUACUGGUUGAUUCCACAUAGUGUAUAAUAAACUUUUUAAAAAAAAA